Molecule: messenger RNA, 1629 nt
Organism: Coffea eugenioides
Lineage: Eukaryota; Viridiplantae; Streptophyta; Magnoliopsida; Gentianales; Rubiaceae
Product: transcription factor bHLH18-like
Exons: 3
Coding region: 567-992 (141 amino acids)
Molecular function (GO): protein dimerization activity
Source: RefSeq, a predicted model, not a curated record
CCUAAAUGAAUCAGGCGUACAACCGUGUAUAAAUGGUUGAGUGAUGUCUUCUGCUCCAUUCAUCAUCCUCUGCGCUCCAUUGAAGGAGGGGCCUUCCCUGACAAUGGAGCGCAGAGGGGGGAUCCUUUUGAAGCACUGAUAAAAAUGUCCUGGACUUGUACGCCUCUUGUUCUCUAUUGCUCUUUCUUUCGUUUUUUUCUUUAUUUCCCAGUUUUGCUUUUUAAGGGAAUGGAGGAUCCAGUUUUAGUGAUCAAUAAUGGACGUCUUUGAUGAAGAGUUAUCUGCCGCAGCUGUCCGUUACUUUCAAUAUUCUCUUGUCUUCAAAAGGCAAUUCAUCUUUCUCCACCUAUUUCUAUAUCUUAGUUCUGUAUCCAAAAGGCAAUUCAUCCUUCUCCAGAUUUUCGGAUCUCUUAGUUCAGUGAUGGUAGCUAGCUCAUCUAUUUGUUCCUGAAAGACCAGCCAAACAGCACAAGCCUAAUGGCUAUAACUUGUCAAGCAUCCACAAUGUGCCAAAUUUUGAUCAAGCUUCUUCUUGUCCACUGAUUCUCACUUUUGGGAAUCCAAAUAUGCUAGGAAUAAAUCCUCAACAAGUGAGUCUAGGAACAUUGAACCCUGAGGAUGAUGCAGUGUCUGAGGUUUUGACAUCCCAAGGUUCAUUUGUAAAACUUGAUGAGGCCACUAAUACUACUGUCCAAACAAAAGCAAAGAAACCUGGCGGUCGUACAAGGUUACGAACCCAAAACUAUGAUCACGUGGUAGCAGAAAGAAAGCGAAACGAGCUGUUCAGCCAGAGUUUCAUGGCUCUUUCCACCAUGGUUCCUGGUCUCAAGAAGAUGCAUAAAACUUUCAUUCUUGAGGAGAGAGCAAAGAAGCUGGAGGAACAAACCAUGGAACCAGCGGUGCUUGUGAAGAAACCACAACUCUUAGUUGAAAAUGAAGGUUAUUUAGAUGAUAUGGCUGGCCCUGAUGAGCAGCCACGGAUUGAAAUUUAGGCUAAAUUUUAAGACAAGAAUGUUUUUCUGAUUGUUCAUUGUGAAGAUCAUAGAAAGGGUACUGACAAAAAUUGCUUCUGAGGUAGAGAAGCUCAAUCUUGCUGUUAGUGUGACACCAUUUGGAAGUUGGGCUCUUGACAUUACAAUUACUGCUGAUCCAUGGAACAAUUUUUCAGUAAAAUUGCAACAGAUUUUCGAGCAAUGAUCCUUUGAAUUAAUCUUUUUCAGAUGGAAAAAGAAUUCAACCUGAUAAUCAUGGAAGCAGUUGGGAAGUCUUGUGUCUGUUCAUCAAUAUCACCAGAGAGGCAAGCAGGCUGCUUAGUGCUGAGUUUUGAGGGAAAUUGUUUCAAAAUGCCUUGAUCUGUACUAAUAAUAAAACUGCUGAUGAUUUGGCGUCCUAUGUGAAAAAAAAUUGAGAUAAAGAUCUGGAGCAAGACUGUCGAUCUAGUGGAGGAUGCAGACAGACCAAUAUCAUGGCCUAGAUUUUUUUUUUCCCUUUUUUUUGUUGUUUUUGGAGGAAGCUGUGAUGCUCUUAGUCGAUGAAAAAUAAUUCACCUCGUGGGUCACGAAACUAUGAUAUAGUACGUAUAUGCAGAUGUUGCCUAUAAUUUCUUUGAAAUUUAGCUAUUGGAUUCUU